CGAGCAGGGUUUACGCUAAGCGGAGAGAGGAAGCGAAUGAUUUUGAGCAGAAGGCAGAACAUAGGUUAGUGGGAAAGUUUGCGAAGCUGUAAUGGUUGCCCUUUCGACUUGGCUUCGCUACGCUGUGGUUAAGUUCGAGUACUCCGUCUACAUCAGCUGGAAGAAUUAUCAUUUGGGACAAAUGAAUGCAAAACAGUUCAAUGAUUCAGUGUGGAAAGGUUUUUUCCAAGGAAAGUUAACUUUCUUGCACUGGCAUAGAGGACAAGACAUGGAGCCUGCAAUACCAGAUGGAGGAAAUCUUCUUGUUAGAAAAAUGAUCUAUCCAGUCCCAACGCAAGUCUUUAUUGGAGAUGUUGUUGUGAUGAAAGAUCCUGAGAAGCCCAAUGACCGCAUUGUCAGAAGAUUGGCUGCUGUAGAAGGAUAUGAGAUGGCUUCCAAAGAUGAAAAGGAUGAUCCAUUUAUUUUAGAGAAAGAUCAGUGUUGGGUUUUGUCGGAUGAUGAGUCUUUAAAGCCAAAGGAAGCAAGGGACAGCAGAUUGUUCGGUCCAGUUCCAAUGAGUGACAUUAUUGGACGGGUCAUAUAUGCUAUGAGAUCAGCUGUUGAUCACGGGCCAGUGCAGAAUAGCCAUCUUGCCAUGGAAAAAGACUCUUCUGUGCUUUCUGUUGAAUUGGACGUUGAUGAGAUGGCAAAGAAUCUCAAAACAUAGUGUCCAACGUCUCAGUUCUUAGCCACUUCUCAAAAUCAUUCUGUGACAGAGAAUAAUCCUAAGAAGGCCAAUACCAUGUUAUUUACUCUCCGCACGAAAGAUGGGUUGGGCAGGAAGACUGUCGAAUUCUGGUUGGUUUAAAAUAUUAACCUGACACUCAUUGCUGUAAUUCUGACUUUGUUUUUGGGCUAUACUGUCUGAUUUGAAGGCAGGAUAAUGAUUUCAUAGUGUUUUGCAGUCUUAUUUUUUCAUGUCUUGUUCUUGUUUCGCUCAUCACUGUCUGAACCAUCUCGGUCUUAUUAUGUACUGUUUAUAUUAGUUCUUUGCUCGAGGCCAUUUAGUUUUUUGCUCAA
Phalaenopsis equestris is the source of this 1059-nucleotide messenger RNA. RefSeq names its product mitochondrial inner membrane protease subunit 1-like. The transcript is spliced from 5 exons. Lineage: Eukaryota; Viridiplantae; Streptophyta; Magnoliopsida; Asparagales; Orchidaceae. The coding region runs from base 92 to 706 and encodes 204 amino acids. Gene Ontology annotation, molecular function: serine-type endopeptidase activity. The record is from RefSeq and is a predicted model, not a curated record.